AAAUGGAAACGUCAAAAUCUUAUACGUGUUCAGGUUAUAAUGUUUAGGCUAUGUGUACUCUUCUCAAAACAUGUAUAUAUUCCGAUUUGUGAAAAAAGUUUAAUCAAACAAAGUUUGCAUGAAAUUUAGUUGUAGUAAUGGGUACAGCUGUAAGCAAAAAUUUGGAACUAUCAACCAAUGAAUAUUGCGUUAAGUAUGUGGGAAAGGAACCUAUAUCCAUAAAUAAUCCUUUUUGGAACACCUUUCUAUCUUACAACUUGGUUCCUCCAACGACAGUAAAUGAACAAUUGGCAUUUGAAUCAAGAAUAGAGUCUUUGUUACAAGAACUAUUGAAAAAUAAUCCAAAGACUGGAAAUUUUGGUAUAUUAAUUCAAAUAUUUAUUGAAAAAACUAAUGAACUAUUAUCUGCUACAAUAACAGAAUCGAACUUAUUCAAUUGGCAACUUUUUAAUACUAUAUUCAUAAUAAGAUGUACCUUGAAAUUCUUAACAGAAGUUCUAAAAGAAGAAGAUAUAAUGAAGCACAUAGAAUUAGGGAAUACGAGAAAUGUCAUGGAAGACUUCUUGGGAUCAUUAGUUGGAAUAAUAGUUGAUGUACCUAUAGAUGAUUACACAUAUCUGAUCCACUUAGAGUCAGCAACAUGUCUCUUACUCUGUCUUUCAAUACAAUAUCAUUCAGGAGGUAAGUCAGAUCAUAGCACCAUUUAUAGACUUAUGAUGAGAGGAAAACAUGUAAUACAUGCCCCUAUACUAGUUAAACGUUUGAUAACUAAUUUUAUUGAGCAACGAAAGAUGCCUUCUGGAUAUACUGGAAAUGAUGGACAUAGUAUUGUUUUAAAUUUAGCUUCAAAUAUCUGGUCAGUUUUAACAUUCAAUAAAAAAUACAGUGAAGAAACAAACAACACACUCGAACAUCCUUACCAAGAAUCACCUUUAGCAACUCAAAGUCUAUUAUUACUGUUAGUUUUAGUUCAUCAUUGGACUACACAGUCCAACCCAUACAGAAAUAGCUUAUUUUCUUGUCUAGACAGUGAAGAUACAAAUCCAGUACCACCAUCUAAAGUGGCAUCAUUAUUCAAAAUAGAUUUUAAUUUACUGUACUUAGCACUUUGCAAAAAAGCAUCAGGUGAUGCGGCCACAUUAUUGUUGUAUUUAUUGUUACAUCGAAAUCAAUCAUUUAAAACAUAUAUUCUGAAUAGGGAAGAUUUGGACCUUUUGAUUGUACCUAUACUAAAAAGUUUAUACAAUGCUCCCAAUAGCAAUUCCCAUCAUAUUUAUAUGUCAUUAAUUAUCAUAUUAAUAUUAAGUGAAGAUGAUAGUUUUAAUGAAACCAUUCACGAUUUGAAAUUGAAAAAUGCCUCUUGGUAUGUUGAACGUGCUUUAAACGAUAUAUCUUUAGGAGGUUUGUUAAUACUUAUAGUAAUACGAACUGUGCAGUACAAUAUGCUCAAAAUGAGGGACAAAUAUUUACAUACAAAUUGUCUUGCUGCACUUGCCAAUAUGUCAGCACACUUUAGAAAUCUUCAUCCCUAUGUAAGUCAAAGACUGGUGUCUCUCUUUGAAACCUUGGCAAAAAAAUAUAAUAGAUUGAUAUCAAGAUUGAAGACUGAAACUUCACAUAAAGACAAUACAAUAACCAUAGAGGCUGAUCAAGAAUCGGAAGACACUGAACAAGACGUAUCCGUUUUGGAAGAAGUAUUGAGAAUGGUAUUGGAAAUAUUGAAUUCGUGCCUAUCUACCCAACUUAGCAAUAACCCCAAUCUGAUAUAUACAAUGCUAUAUAACAAAAGUAUGUUUGAAGCAUUUAAAGAUAAUGUUGUUUUUCAAGAUAUCAUUCACAAUAUAGAUAUCAUUCUCAAGUAUUUUUCACAGCUUCUACAUGAUAAAUCGUUAGAGCAUGAAGUAGAUGCUCACCAAGUGUUGUUAAUAAUACAACAGGGAGUUAGAGGCUGGCCAAAGGAGAGAUUAACAAAAUUUCCUGACCUCAAGUUUAAGUAUGUAGAGGAGGAUCAGCCCGAAGACUUUUUCAUUCCAUACAUAUGGGCUUUAGUGGGUCAGCAGUCAAUUCUUCAUUGGGUUAACGAUAAUUAUCCAACAAUUAUGGUCGUUUAAAUGUUUUGAGAACAAUUCAAUGAAUCAUGUAUAAAAUAUAUAUUUAAUGUAAUAAUAAUGUGUAUUUAUGUACAAAUUUGUAAGAUUUAUCAAUAUAUUUUAUGAAUUAAAAUUUUAUUCAGAA
Molecule: messenger RNA, 2235 nt
Organism: Diorhabda carinulata
Lineage: Eukaryota; Metazoa; Arthropoda; Insecta; Coleoptera; Chrysomelidae
Product: dymeclin
Exons: 10
Coding region: 138-2111 (657 amino acids)
Biological process (GO): Golgi organization
Cellular component (GO): Golgi apparatus
Source: RefSeq, a predicted model, not a curated record